Ostertagia ostertagi is the source of this 516-nucleotide messenger RNA. Lineage: Eukaryota; Metazoa; Nematoda; Chromadorea; Rhabditida; Trichostrongylidae. The record is from the annotation of a GenBank genome assembly.
AUGCUGCCAUUGGAGCAUCUGCAAAAUCCUCCAUUGCUUCCUGUCGUUCUUCUUAUCGGAAUCCUCUCAUUGAAUCGGUCUGACAUGACAACCACAGAGCCCAUCGCCAAGAACACCUCACCAUUUCUAUCUAUUUUCCAUCGGAAAAAACGCGUUAAUGGCACGAAGUCUAGCGACGACAUUAAGGUCGCCGUGGGAAUACCCAGGGAACAGACCACAGAAACUGCAGCAGAGAAAAAGCGAAACACAAAAAAGCACGAAUCGACCACACUCCCUGCAAAGUUGGAUAGCAAGAAAAAGAAGCACAAACCGAUAAGUCAACAACCGAAGUCCUUGUCCUUCGAUGUCCUCCUUGAGGAGGAUCCAGCUGUACUGGUGGAGGCUCUGGAAACGAUAGCUGCUGAACAGCCAAUAGUCGCCCGCAGUAUUCCGAAACACACGCAAAAAUCACUAAACGGGAAGAUCGGAGCAUGCGAAAUUGCUUAUUCGAGCAAGAGGUGUACGACUCAAUGUUAA